Molecule: messenger RNA, 3085 nt
Organism: Dermochelys coriacea (leatherback sea turtle)
Lineage: Eukaryota; Metazoa; Chordata; Testudines; Dermochelyidae
Gene: HS6ST1
Product: heparan sulfate 6-O-sulfotransferase 1
Exons: 3
Coding region: 347-1651 (434 amino acids)
Cellular component (GO): membrane
Molecular function (GO): heparan sulfate 6-sulfotransferase activity
Source: RefSeq, a predicted model, not a curated record
GAGAGCUGAAAGGGCUGCGGGGCUUUGCUGUCUCUCUCUGCCUCACGCUGCUGCUGUGGGCGCGAGCCUGCCGCGGAGAGCGGAGCGGAGCGAGCGGCGCCGGCGCUGUGCAUGCUGGGCUCCGAUCAUGGUGGGCUCGCGCUAGAGGCAGGAAGGGCUCGAGCCAGUCCCGGGCCGAGAAGACACCGAGCGGGGAGGGGGCUGGUACCCGCCGGGCGCUCGCUGUGCCCCGCACCGCAGCGCCCCGGGACCGCUCGCCGGAGGAGGGGGGACGGGCUUGCCCCGGCUGCCAGCCGCUGCGGGGGGACGGGACCGGACCGUGCCCACCCCCGGGAGAUGGUGACACAUGCGGCGCGCUGGCAGGAGCAUGGUUGAAAGGACCAGCAAGUUCUUGCUGAUCGUGGCCGGCUCGGUGUGCUUCAUGCUCAUCCUGUACCAGUACGUGGGGCCGGGGCUGAGCCUGGGGGCGCCCAGCGGCCGCGCCCCGGCCGAGGAGCUGGACCUCUUCCCCACGCCGGACCCGCACUAUGUCAAGAAGUACUACUUCCCGCUGCGGGCGCUGGAGCGGGCGCUCGCCUUCGACAUGAAGGGCGAGGACGUGAUCGUCUUCCUGCACAUCCAGAAGACGGGCGGCACCACCUUCGGCCGCCACCUGGUGCAGAACGUGCGGCUCGAGGUACCCUGCGACUGCCGGCCCGGGCAGAAGAAGUGCACCUGCUACCGGCCCAACCGCCGGGAGACCUGGCUCUUCUCGCGCUUCUCCACCGGCUGGAGCUGCGGGCUGCACGCCGACUGGACCGAGCUCACCAGUUGCGUGCCCGGCGUGCUGGACAAGAGGGAGAGCGCCGCGCUCAAAACCCCCAGCUGGCCUUCACCUGGGAAUUUGGAAACUUGUGGUGAAAUCCUGACCCUGUUGAAGACCGUGGCAAAAUUUCAAUUGAUAAAAUUUUACUACAUCACGCUGCUGAGAGACCCUGUGUCCCGUUACCUCAGUGAAUGGAGGCACGUCCAACGAGGAGCUACCUGGAAAACUUCCUUGCAUAUGUGUGAUGGUCGGACACCAACCCCUGAAGAGCUGCCAUCAUGCUAUGAAGGCACAGACUGGUCAGGAUGUACGCUGCAAGAGUUCAUGGAUUGCCCGUAUAACUUGGCAAACAACCGCCAAGUGAGGAUGUUGGCUGACUUGAGCUUGGUGGGCUGCUACAACAUGUCUUUUAUCCCCGAGAACAAGCGAGCACAGAUCCUGUUAGAGAGUGCAAAGAAGAACCUUAGAGAUAUGGCCUUUUUUGGCUUGACAGAGUUCCAGAGGAAGACUCAAUACCUGUUUGAGAGAACUUUUAAUCUGAAAUUCAUCAGGCCCUUCAUGCAGUACAACAGUACAAGGGCAGGCGGAGUGGAGGUGGAUAACAACACCAUACGGAGGAUUGAGGAGCUCAAUGACUUGGACAUGCAACUCUAUGACUAUGCAAAGGACCUUUUCCAACAGCGCUACCAGUACAAGCGGCAGUUGGAGAGAAUGGAGCAAAGGAUAAAGAAUCGGGAAGAGAGGCUUCUUCACCGGUCCAACGAGGCACUUCCCAAGGAAGAGACAGAAGAGCAAGGACGCUUGCCCACUGAGGACUACAUGAGCCAUAUUAUAGAGAAGUGGUAGCCUAGGCAGACUUUUAUACUGAAUGGGAUUCUAGGGUUUCCUGUUAAAAGAUCAUGGAAAUAAAAAUACAAAACCACCACCAACAAAUCUUUUAUUUAAAAGCAAGUCCGUAAAACAGAAGGUAGAAUUCUUCUUUAAGCAAUGGGUCUUUUUACUGUUUCUUACAAGACCAAUGAGAUUCUUAAAAAAAUAAAUAAAUACCUAAAAAACAAAAAAGGGGCAACAUUAUAACUCAGAUUUAAAAAUGCACAAAUUCAGCCACCCACUUAUGAGGCCAAAUACAAUGUAAUGUUUCUUAUCCUCCCAAAUUCAGAAACAGACGGCAGAGGUAGGAUCUUUUUAUUAAUCUUUUUUCCCCUGAGUAUAAAGACAGAUAUACAAACACACACGUGUAUAUAGAUAAUUUUUUAAAAUCAAGGUUUCCCUUUCUUUCCCUUUUUUGUGGGGGAAGGGUAAUGAGGGGUUUUUUUUGUUUUGCUAAAGUAAGGAUAGUAGUGGCAAAGGUUGAUUGCAUGCUCAGCUAUUAGGGUAUGAUCUAGCCACAGGGGCAGCUGCUCAGACUCAAAUGGCAACCACUGUCGAGAAAAUGGAGCAGAAUAAAAAUAAAAAAAGAAAGACAGCAGAGGAUAAGAAACAUUAAAGCAAAUUGACUGUGGCCUAGAACAUAUACUUAGCACAAUGGUUUUGAUACAUUGCACUGGUGUCACACACGUAUGCCACUUUACCAUAGUAACAGUAGUUAGUGAAUUCAUGCACAAACAUCCUCAGCUUCUGCUUCACAAAGAAGUUCCAAAAGCCAAAUAAACGCCAACCAAAUUCCAUGUAGAAUCACUCACGUACACACAGAUGGAAUCUUCUCACCCCUUCCCAUGUGCAGUACAUUCUUUAAUCAAUGUAACCUGUAAACAGCGCAUGAAAAUCCUUUUCUGUACAUGAGACAAGCCAAGCAGAGAGAGAGAAUAGCAUCACUCUCGCAUGCAUCAGGAAGAGUUCCAGUAAUACCCCACGAGUACUCAGUUAUCGAUGAAGACAUGUUUAUUUUGCUGGGGUGUGUGUGUGAACUGAGAUCUUAAUUACAGAGAACACACGUACUUACACAUACCUAAAUUUCCAAAAUGCUAUUUUUUUUUUUUUUAAGAUAAAUUAUGUUCCCAAUCCUGCUCCCACCAAAGUCGAUAGCAAAAUUUCCACUGAUUUCAAAGGGAGCAGUCUGGGACCUUGCUCCAGGGCAAUAAGAUUUCCUGCUAUUGGUCUGAAUUAAUCUGGUGACAGUGCAUGCUGUGUUUUGGCAGAAUGGCCCUUUCUGUAGAUCAUAUUUUAAACAAGGUGCACUCAUAAACCUGGAAAGGGAAAUCAAUGGUUAUGGUUUUUAGUCUCAGGCCCUGAUCAGACCAGCACCUUUCUCAUUUUUAGAGAGUUUGAUAACUUUCAUUC